Anguilla anguilla (European eel) is the source of this 7058-nucleotide messenger RNA. It is a transcript of the gene aspnat, whose product is annotated as N-acetyltransferase 8-like. The coding region runs from base 373 to 1002 and encodes 209 amino acids. Gene Ontology annotation, cellular component: mitochondrial membrane. Lineage: Eukaryota; Metazoa; Chordata; Actinopteri; Anguilliformes; Anguillidae. The transcript is spliced from 4 exons. Gene Ontology annotation, molecular function: L-aspartate N-acetyltransferase activity. The record is from RefSeq and is a predicted model, not a curated record.
GUGAAUUUGAACGCUCGGACCGCGCGGAGGUCCGGCGAAUCUUUUAUGAAGGGAUAAUGGAACGGAUACCCAAUACGGCUUUUCGGGGGCUAAAAUAUCAAACUCAAACGCAAUUCCUGUAUGCUUUUCUGAUACGUAUCGUUUAUUUUUCUCCCUUAUCUCCAUAGUAAUGUGCUUUGUUGUGACCAAAUCCCUCGCGCUGACCUGCUGCGCGCCAUUCAUUCUCAUGGGCGCGCGGUACUACUUCAGUAGGAAAGUUAUCCUCGGCUAUCUCGAUCACGCACUGCAAACGGACAUGGCUGACAUUGAAGAGUAUUACAUGAAACCCGCAGAUCCCUUCUUCUCCGAGCUCCUGCUCCGCGGGGGAGAAAGAUGGGGCUCAGUCUGGGCGGAGUCAGCAGUUUGGGCGGUGUCAGCACCCCUUCCUUGCCCGUCGCGGGGAAGAGACACGCGACUCCAGACUUGAGCCCAGAUCCCAGGACCGCGCUCCCGUACCCUCUCACCCACCCCCUUUCGGGGGCCCCCACCCUCCCGAACCAGGACAGUGCGGUGCUUGUUCCUCCCCGCGCCCCUCUACGCAGCCCAGUCUUCCCCCUGGACACGCGACUAGCCUCACUUUACCCGUCUCACCCAGGCUCCUGCUUCUGGGUGGCGGUGCUGGACGGCCGGGUGGUGGGCAUCGUGGCGGCGCAGGGCAAGGAGGAGGACAACGCGCUGGAGCUGCGGCGCAUGUCGGUGGACUCCCGCUUCCGGGGCAAGGGCAUCGCCAAGGCGCUGGGCCGCAGGGUGCUGGAGUUCGCCGUGCUCAACAACUACUCGGCCGUGGUCCUGGGCACCACCGCCGUCAAGAUGGCCGCCCACAAGCUGUACGAGUCGCUGGGCUUCCGCCGCGUCGGGGGCAGCGAGGACCACCGGCUGCCCGGCAUGAGCCACUCGCCGCUGGAGCGGAUGUUCUUCCAGAUCCGCCACCACCGCUACCGCUUGCAGCUCCGCGAGGAGUAGAGCCGCCGCCCGCGAGCCCAGAUCCGCCCCCUCCUCCACCCACUUAUUUAUUUUUUUAACUAUUCCGAUUCUUAUUACUACUACUAUUAUUAUUAUUAUUACAAUUCAUCGUAACCACUAAUUCUUUUUAUUUAUUUAUUUCCAUUAUUAUUACUUCUUUUUUUAUAGGACCUUUUUUAGUGGAUUUUUUCAGAUUUGUUCUUUUUUUAUUCUUUAUCUUUUUAUCACCCUUUUAAACUUGUAUCUCUCCCCUUUAUCAAAAGAACAAAAAAAAAACACAAAACAAAAAAAAAAACAUAUUUUUUCAUCAUCUUCAUCUUCCUUCAUCUGAUAACAUCCUUACCCCCAACCACCCCCCCCCCCCACCUCUCUACCCAAACUAUAUCACCAACCAAAUGGACCCCCCCCUUGCUCAUAUUAUGUGAUGGUAUAUAUUUUUUCAGAAACCAACUGCCCACCCUCCUCUACCUUAGCCUCUGUUCCAUGCAGCCCCUCCCACCUCUUUUGGCCCUGCCCCCAUCUUCAGAAUAACAAGCUGGGAUGCGCAGGAAGAGGAAGGUGGCCCUGUUGGAGUGGGCUGGGCGUGCUGGGGCGGGACGAGGUGGCACGAUGCGGGGCAAAGGGCUGUUAUUCCGGGAGGACGUCGCCAGCGUGGCUCGCCCCUCCUCUCUCACUCCGGCUCCCUCUCCAUUGUCUCACAUGCGUUCGUCUCAUCAGGACGGGAAAUGGCGGGCGCUCGCUGAUGAGUCGGCCUUAUUCUGUUUGUGUUUCCUUUGAUUUUUGAGCCGUCUACCCACUAUCUACAACUUAAGCACAGCUGCUUUCCAUGUCCCUGGUAAAUGAAGAGCGGGGGGGGGAGUAUUUUGAACCCUGAGCACAAUGAUUACCGUUGUGCAGUUCCAUCUCUUCUCCCUCCUCCUCCAAGCUUUCUGACACCUUUGGCCCCUCCCUAACACCGCCCCCCUCCCCUCUCCUUUGGUGAUUGGUUUGAUGAUGUUUCUCUCUCUCUCUCUCUCUCUCUCUCUUUCUCUCUGUCUGUCAUGGACUCCUGGUGGGAGUGGGCUGGGCUCCUAGUGGGAAUGGGUGGGGCUUCUGGUGGUGGGAAUGGGUGGGGCACCCGGUGGGAGUGGGUGGGGCUUCUGCAUGGAGGGAAAAUGGGCAGCUUCUCUUCCACAACAGCACGCAGUUAUACUACAAGAUAUACAGACACAAGUGUGUGUGUGUGUGUGUGUGUGUGUUUGUGUGUGUCUACGCAUUCACACGUAUGUGCAUGGUGCAUACAAGUGUGUGUACAAGCGUGUCUGAGUAUUCAUGUGUGUGUUUGUGUGAAUGACGCAAAGUACGAUGCAAGAAACAUUCUAAAUUCAAGACUGUAGUUUAAAUUUCCCAUCAGAGAGAAUAUUGUGCGAUCCUCUCAUUGUUAUCAAUAUUAAUAUUGUACUUAUUAUACUUAUUUAUUUUAUUUGAAAUAUAUUUUAUGUACGUGUGUACAUGUAUAUAUCAAUAUAUGCUUAUACACACAUAUGCAUACGGAAUUUAUGAAUUGAACUUUUCUUAAUGAAAUUUAAUUGAAUGGAAAAAUAAUUUUUAAAUUGAGAAUUAUAAUGAAUCGAGAUUAGUACUGGGAUUUUAAUGUCACUUUCAUAUUUGAGAAAAAAAACACCUACAGAGAAGCACCUCUAUACUGUAGUGUUUUAAUGACUCUUUAAAAAUGAGCUUACAUUAAUAAAUUCUCCCUGUAAUUAGGACUGUACAUUGUUAGCAAUAUUUGUGGCAAAAAUAUUAUUGGGCACAAAGUUGUGAAAAAUUGGAUAUAAGCUAAAUGGAAAUAUAUAUAGGCUAUAUAUCUACACAUCUAUAUAUCUCUAUAUAUGUAUGUGUAUACUAUAUGAAUAUAUACAUAUGAUACACCUUAAAAAUUUCCAACUUCUCUCCAUCUCCAUUCUUCUAUCCAUAAGCCAGCAAAGGGAGAGUUUAACGCAAUGAGCCGAAUUUGUUACAUACUUGUAAAAAGUAAGAAUAAAAAUGUUAAAAAAAGAUACAUAGAUAAAAAAUUAAGGAAAAAAAAAACAUCUCCAAUUUUUCUUGUCUUGUCUCUCGCCCUCCCAUGAAUAUGACUGCAGUCCUGAGCCCACCCUCUCUGCAUGUGCCACACAGUCUUGCUGUGCUGCUCUUUUAAUGUUCAUUUGAGCUUGUACCCUGUGAUGUCAUCGCAGCAGUGUUGGGCCGCGCCCGCGGUCACGGCAACCUGUGUUACGGGCGUUCAGUAAACCAGACCUGGAGCAUGUAAGAAAGUGCGCUGUAGUGUGUGAGCCAGGAUGGAGCCUUGCUGUAGAUAUCUAAUCUCUGGGGAGAGGGAUACACUGAGACAGAGGGAGUGACAAAGAACACACUGCGGAGGGCCCUGCCCCUCUCACAAGCCCCACCCACUGCCUUGAUGACAUCACAGUGGGAACUGUAGAAUGCAAAAGCAAUGCAAUGCAAAUUUGGCAUGCCUCUGUACCUGGUGUGUGCGUACAGCACCCUGCCCUGUAAAAGAAGUAAAAUAACUACAAGAAAAAAAAAUAGAAAAUAAGCUUAUCUUUAGCUUAAAAUAUAACAAUGUGUGUUUAUUUGUGCAAAGGAAUUACUGUUUUGCAUGAAUCGUGUCUUUGAAGGAAACUAAUAGGAAAAAAGAUGUAUCACAUGGCAAGUCUAAACUAACAGUGGAAUUGUACUUUACUUGUUUUUAUUUUAAGUUUAAUUAGUACUUGGUAACUUUGGUUUUCGUAAUGCAACCAAUGGGGAUUGUUCAAACAAAGUGCAAACUGAAAAGUCCUUGAAAUCAACAUUUUCUCUCAGACUGUGCACCUUCUUGUAUAUACAGUAGCUCAUAAUCCACAUUUAAUCCGUAUUUUGGCUUUUCCCAAAGAGGGAAAAAAUGUAACAACAGUCAUACAAAAAAGAAAAACAAUUCUAUAUUAUAUUUUGUGGGUUUUCCUCUUUACAUUUUGUUUGAACCCCCUUCACCCCUGACCAGCCAUGUGAGGUGAAAAAUGGAGGGUACGGUAGAAAGCCAAGCUUGUCCAAAAAUGUUAACUGAACACAUGCUAAUUAAGUACCCACACCCCUCCUUAUUUGAUCAGAAAGAACCAGAGCUUGUGGGUAUGUUUCAGUCAGAGUAGAUUCAGACGUCACCCCAGAAAAUGAAGGUAAACCACCCUUUGCCAAAAUUCGGAAGAUUGUUCACAAAGUUCUUACAUGGCCUACAGUCGCUGUUAUUCUGGCUUUGACAGUGAGCAUUGCGUAUGAAGCUGUAGAUUCCAACAGCCACAGAGAUUUUUCAAUUCUGUGAUCCAGGUACAUUAAAUGUAGUUAUUAAUGAAGGUAAUUAUACUUCUUCAUUGAGGAUAAUGGUGAUGGUAAAAUGGCUGUCAAAAAAUGCUGUCACGAAUGGAAUUUUUUUCGUUGUGGAAAUAAGAGGACAUUUCCUCUCUUUUUGCCAGCGAAAGUUCUCUCUCAUUUAAGUUGUUUUAAGCACCGCCUCACUUCAUUUUAUUGGUGAUGAACAUUAAAGACUUGAAUGUACAGGGCAUAGACAGACUUCAUUGAUUGUUCUGUUGUUAAACAGAGGAAGACAGUAGUUGCACUUAACUGCAUUUGCUCAUGUUGAGAGGCAAAAAAAAAUAUUACAUUGAUCCCACUGAAAAGGUGCGACUGCAAUUCAAAAAAAGACAAGGAAAGCAUUCCAAGCACAGGGGAAGACGAUUCACCAUUUGCCUGAAAACCAGAUAGCAGAAUAGACUGCUAAAACAUCUUAGAGAGGAUGUUAGAAUUAGAUUUCAGACAGCAAUGCAGACAGAUCUUGAGAUCCAUAAUACUGAUCCUGCAUUUAUUGAACAUUUUUUGAACAUCAAAGCUUCAUGAUUUGUAUUUCUUAUCAUCAGCCUACCUUUCACUUAGCAGUCAGACACCAGUGAGCGGAUAUUGUCGUCUGCGCUUUCAUUCAUAAAUAUGGUGUUGGGGAACCAGUUCAUAGCACAUUGACCCAGGAAGCACAUUGAUAAAUGCAAAACGUUCAGUUUUUCCCAGUCAAAAUGUACACAUAUCAAUUCAGAACACAGACACAAAUCUAGAUGCACAAAUGACCUCUACUAACCAGUAUUUCCAGUUAGAUCUGUGCAACUGUGAAGCCACAGAGCUUGAAUGUAAAAUGGCAAGUAGUAAUGUAAAAGAGAUCUGUGAGAUAUCACACAAAAAAGGACUUCCCGAGGAGCUUUUCAUGAACUGCCUUGACUACAAAUAGAGGUCACUUCGCCGUGCCUGCUUCAAUUGCUGGAUCCCGAAAUGGACUGACGUGUAAAAGUGGAAUGUUCUUUGUGAUGGUCAGAGCUUUGCAGGAUGUUGCAUCUCUGUUACUGGGGGGAUAGUUUGGGAGGGGGGUUGACGAGGGCCAAUGGGCUGUCUGAAACCCUGCCAAAUGGGAGGGGUUAACCCCCCUCCCUAUUCCAAUGUGUCUUAUUCCUCAGGCUGUGCUGUUUGAAUGUCAGUCAACUAGAAGCUACACUGUGGUGAUCAGGGGGCAAAGAUAAUGACCAUUUUACAGACAAUCUCUCCUAAGAAGGAGACUGUCCAGGAUAUAUAUCAACCAGGAAAGAGCUGCUCUGUACUGUUUGGCCCAACAGAUGCAUCAGUGCACCUGUGCUAAUGAUUGGUUUGGCCUCCUGUGUGAAUGGUCCCUUGUUUGAAAAGAAAUAUGGGCGUGUGUGGGGCUUCCAUACUGUGACUGUAGAACAGGGGUGCACAGCUCCUUUCCUUUCCAGUGUGUGCAGGGUGCAGCUGUAGCUCAUGACUUGUGAUUGGGGCUAAUUAAUCGAGAGCAUACUGUAAGUUGGCAUGAAAUCCCAAAACAUACCGACCCCUGGGGCAACUUCAGCAACAGCUCUGAUCAGACAGCUGUGUGUUUACACUGAACAGAUCCUGUGUGACCCACGUGUGGAUUUGUCUCUCUUUCCGUUUUUAAAUGAUUAUUUAAACGCAAGGGAUUGCCGGUUCUGUCAUUGUGUUUGCGAGUUCCCAGGGAGGCCAUCGGAACCACGACCCUUCUCUGAAUGGCAGUUACGGUCAGAUGCAACUUGACGGCCGCGAAGGGCUCGGGGGUGGAGCACAGGCCUGUCAAUCAGCGCUCGCCUCGCCCCUCCGUCUGAGAUGCGGAUCGUCUCCCACUUCAUCAGGGAAGUGAUAAAGUGGGGUCGGGGGGGGGGGGGGGGGGCUGUGCUGCUGUUUCUCAGGCACCAGAUCAGUGACUCACAUCGAUUAAUUUAUGAAAGCGGUGGCGGUAGCCGAUUGCGAGCGAUGUCUGCACUCGGGCCUGUGGUAGAAUUAGAAAUGCUGAAGUGCUUUUUAAAACACUGAACUGAGCUCAGAGAACGGUUGGGAACUGAUGUGCCUCCCGGGUGGGGUCAGUGAGGGGUCUUGGAGUGAUCGGAGGGGGGAAACUAUAUUCACCGUGUGCUUUCUAAACCAUUAUCCAGUAACUGUUUUCUAUCAAUAAAAAAAAAUGUUUUAAAAAAAAAUAAAUAUAUAUAUAUACACAAAUCCCAAGAAAUGCAACCAUUUUCCUCCGUGUUAAUUCUAAAUACAAAUGAAACAAUGCUUUCAAAAUGCAGCUGAGGGUUCUUUUUACAAAGCAAACCGCCGUCUUUCAUUUUGAGUGACUGUGUGUAUAUACUGAAAUCCAGUGCUGUUAAAAAACAAACAAAAAAAAACCGCGGAUUUCUGAAUGGUACCUGCCUUAGGAAGAUGGCUGCCACAGGAAGGUUCCACCCGUAGAGGACAUGGGGGUGAAGGGAGAGCAUCUCUGAUCGUGGUUCACUUAACACCCCCCCCAUCAUGACAGCCUGGUGUCUCCCUUAUUCUUGUGGCCAAGGACACUUCUGUCUGCAACUGCAGGUGCCAAGAGAGCAAAAGCACUUGUAGCACAACGGCAUCAUUGCGUUUAAAAAAAAAAAAACGAUUUUGCUUCUACUGUAUGUACCUUAUGCAUAUGUACAAUACAGCAUAUAUAUACAAAUAUA